GUUAAGUCGGUUCCUUUCCCACAACCGUUUCCCUAUUCCGCGCAAGCUCCGCCAGUUACUAUUGAUCGGAGGGCAUUUCGUCCGAUGGUCGCCUCAGAAUACCACCAACGGUCCGCACGCCGUAAAUAUUCGUCUAGUGCGCCGUGGCCGAGUGACUCGUUUCGCGGAUAAGGGGAAAUAAUAAAUCUUACGUACGGACCAGGUAGCGAGAGUUCGCGUGGCCGAAGAUGGUCAGUGGAGCGACGGAAGACGGGCCCGUGAUUCGACCCGUCGAUUUCGUGAUCGCAGGCACUCCGGCUCAAACGCCUUCGGGCGAAGUGACGUUGAGCAUCGAGAACGAGCGGGACAAGGCGGAGAUUGAAAACAACGAGAAGACGGAGCGCGAGAAGAAUCACGCUACGGAUAACAACAAGGAUAAUCUCGGCCAAUUGGUAUUCAAAUUGCGUUACGUCAGUGAGCAGAACGAGCUCAGAGUGACCGUGGUCAGAUGCAACGGGUUGCCCGCGAGGGAGCAAAAUGCGACCAGUGAUCCCUACGUUAAACUGAAACUGUUGCCUGAUAAGCAGCAUCAGGCGAAGACCAGAGUGCUGAGGAACACCAGGGACCCUGUUUAUGACGAAGAUUUCACAUUCUUCGGAAUAUCAAAGGAUCAACUUCAGAAAAUCAGUUUGCAGUUCAUAGUGCUGAGCUUCGACAGAUAUUCGAGGGACGAAAUUAUUGGCGAAUUGACGUGCGCCCUUUCGUCGAUAUCCGGCUUGGAGAACUCUGAUAAUCAGGAGAUAUCGCUCUGCCGAAAAAUAUGCCCCAGGACAUUACAGAUUCAAUCGCAGGGAAGGGGAGAGCUGCUGGUGUCCCUUUGCUGGCAGCCGGUGAACAACCGAUUGACGGUGGUCGUGCUGAAGGCGCAAAAUUUACCGAAGAUGGACGUAACAGGUCUGGCGGACCCGUACGUGAAGAUCUAUUUGCUGUAUAAUAAUCAGCGUAUCGCGAAGAAGAAGACGCGCAUGAGGAAGCGCACCCUCAGCCCGGUGUUCAACGAGUCCUUCAACUUCGACAUUCCUAAUGACGCCGACGGUCUCAACAACGUCAGCCUCGAGUUCAUGCUGAUCGAUUGGGAUCGAGUUACGAGGAACGAGGUACAAUCCUAUUUAUUGUGACCCCAAGCAUCGAUCAUCUAUAGGGGUGCGACUGUUGGGUGUAAAAAUGAAUUAGAAAUUCACAAGGCCUGGGGC
This is a messenger RNA of Ceratina calcarata, 1232 nucleotides long. It is a transcript of the gene Syt4, whose product is annotated as Synaptotagmin 4. Gene Ontology annotation, biological process: calcium ion-regulated exocytosis of neurotransmitter; vesicle fusion. Bases 228 to 1157 code for a protein of 309 amino acids. Gene Ontology annotation, cellular component: synapse; exocytic vesicle; plasma membrane. The transcript is spliced from 4 exons. The record is from RefSeq and is a predicted model, not a curated record. NCBI's taxonomy places the organism in Eukaryota, Metazoa, Arthropoda, Insecta, Hymenoptera, Apidae. Gene Ontology annotation, molecular function: calcium ion binding; clathrin binding; calcium-dependent phospholipid binding.